This is a messenger RNA of Aspergillus saccharolyticus JOP 1030-1, 1852 nucleotides long. Its product is annotated as FAD binding domain-containing protein. The transcript is spliced from 2 exons. The record is from RefSeq and is a predicted model, not a curated record. Gene Ontology annotation, molecular function: oxidoreductase activity; FAD binding. Bases 14 to 1852 code for a protein of 612 amino acids. NCBI's taxonomy places the organism in Eukaryota, Fungi, Ascomycota, Eurotiomycetes, Eurotiales, Aspergillaceae.
UUCCUCGAACAGCAUGGUUCAAAUACCAUUUCUUUCGGUCAUCCAGGCCACGUCCGCUCUCUGGGUGCUGGGUUUCCCUCCCCUCAUAGCCGCGAGGAUAACCUUGCGAAACACCAGCUCUUCUGUCGAGUACAACUGUCACGCGGGACAAUCCUGCUGGCCAUUCAACGACGAAUGGGCCCAGUUUAACAGAAGCCUGUCUGGGAACCUCCACCGCACCGUCCCCUUUGCGGCAAGCUGCUUCUACGAUUCGCUCUCCUACGACCCCGCCUCCUGUACCCUCGCCGAAAAGACCUACCUCCUCAACCAGCCCCGAACCGAGGUCUACGGUGCGACCACAGGCCUCAACUGGGAGACGUGCGGGAUCGAGAGCUGCGCGCUGAACCCGCUCGACGCGUACACGGUGCAGUCCGACCAGUGCCGUCUGGGGCGACUGUCGGCCCUGUAUGUUGACGCACACUCGGCCCAACAGGUGGCCAUGGCGGUGCAGUUCGCGCGCAAGCAUCGCCUCCGCGUCAGCAUCAAGAACACCGGCCACGACUACUUCGGGCGGUCGACGCGCCCCGACACUCUGGCGAUUUGGACACACCACCUGAAGAAGAUGAGCUACCACGCCCACUUCACCCCUUCGGACUGUCCUGCCGGAGCGCACCAACACAUCGGGGAGAUCGGCGCGGGCGCGCAGGCGUCCGACGUGUACGCGUAUUUCCAGGGAUAUGGCAUGGCCGUGACGGGGGGCAAUGAGGGGUCAGUGGGAUUGGCGGGCGGGUUCGGACAAGGCGGCGGCCAUGGGGUGUUUGGGCCCUCGCGUGGUCUGUUGGUCGACAACGCGGUCGAAUUCGAGGUCGUCACCGCCGAGGGUCAACUGCGCACCAUCAACGCCUGCUCCGACCCGGAGCUCUUCUGGGCGAUGCGCGGCGGUGGGGGCGGCACGUUUGCCAUUCUGACCAGUUACAAAUUUCACCUCUACCCCGCCGUGAAGAUCAACGUCUACGCCUUGAAGGCCCGCUUUGUCACGACGACGAUGAACCACUCCGCGGCGACGGGGGACAACUACCGCGCCCUGGAGUGGAUGCUCACGCAGCACGUCACCGCCCAGCCCCUCUGGUCCUCCCAAAAUGUCUCCGGCCAUGCAUAUUACUGGCCCAGUCAGGUCGAGCUGUACCUGGUCUUGCCGUCGGAGAAUGAGACGGCGUUGCCGGCGUUGACGCGGGAGUUUGUGACGGCCGUGAACUCCCAUCCCGAGAUGAUCCAGGUCUCUGAGAGUAACUAUACGACGUAUGCGCAAUACACCGAUUUCCUCACCUUGACUGAGGCGAUCGCGACGAGAUUGACGCCAGGGGGUAUCUACGAAGCCGUCGCCAGCCGUUUGAUCCCCCGCGAUCUCUUUGAGUCGUCGGGAAGCGUCACAGAUCUGGUGACUGCGGUGCUCGAGGGGGUCCGGCUCAGUAACAGCUUGAUCUCCGAGGAGUACGCCCUGACGCAGGUCAUCAUGACCACACCCGUGAAUGUGCAGAACGGGAACACGACCAGUGUGCACCCCGCAUGGCGCUCCGCGCUGUGGCAUGUACUCAUGACGGGGGGUUGGUUCGACGUGCGCUCCUCGGCGAACCAGACCGCGCUUGGGGAACGGUGGCUGGAUACCGUGCAGCCGCUGAAGGAUCUGACGCCCGGGGGUGGGUGCUAUGUGAACGAAGGGUCAUACCUGGAGCCCGAAUGGGAGCAGACUUUUUUUGGGGCAAAUUAUCCGGCUUUGCUAAGGGUGAAAGAAAGGUAUGAUCCGACACACUUCUUGGAUUGUUGGAAGUGUGUCGGGUGGGAGGGUCCUAAUCCAGAAUAUGAUAGUCUGUAA